This is a messenger RNA of Papaver somniferum (opium poppy), 453 nucleotides long. RefSeq lists its product as uncharacterized. Bases 1 to 453 code for a protein of 150 amino acids. Lineage: Eukaryota; Viridiplantae; Streptophyta; Magnoliopsida; Ranunculales; Papaveraceae. The transcript has a single exon. The record is from RefSeq and is a predicted model, not a curated record.
AUGGACUUAUUAACAAAGGCAGAUAUGGUGAAUUGCAAGCCCUGCAGUACUCCAGUUUUAAAAGGUCCAAGAUGUUCAAUUUUAGAUGGAGAAUUUUUAGAGGAUCCUCUCUUUUAUAGAAGUUUGGUGGGAGGAUUACAAUAUGUUACUAUGACAAGACCUGACAUAGCAUUUGCUGUCAGUUAUGUGUCCCAAUUUAUGCAUCAACCUACAACAGUACAUCUACAACUUUUCAAGAGAAUUCUUAGGUAUUUUAAGGGUAGUCUUGGUUCAGGUAUUACUUUGGGCUCCUCUGAUCUUAAUUCUCUUACUGCCUACACUGAUUGUGACUGGGCUGGUUUCCCUGAUACUAGAAGAAGCACUGCAGGAUAUUGUGUGUUUCUUGGUUCUUCUUUAUUGUCUUGGACUUCAAAGAAACAACCAACUGUUUCUAGAUCAAGUGCAGAGGCAUAG